This is a messenger RNA of Brachypodium distachyon (stiff brome), 4267 nucleotides long. Its product is annotated as ubiquitin carboxyl-terminal hydrolase 12. The record is from RefSeq and is a predicted model, not a curated record. Gene Ontology annotation, biological process: regulation of protein stability; protein deubiquitination. The coding region runs from base 180 to 3539 and encodes 1119 amino acids. Gene Ontology annotation, cellular component: cytosol; nucleus. The transcript has 32 exons. Gene Ontology annotation, molecular function: cysteine-type endopeptidase activity; protein binding; cysteine-type deubiquitinase activity. NCBI's taxonomy places the organism in Eukaryota, Viridiplantae, Streptophyta, Magnoliopsida, Poales, Poaceae.
CAUUUCCGUUUCCAUUCCACCCACGCAGCAGCACCCGCCCCCCCUCGCAAUCCCUCGUCGUCCUCCGCCUCACGCCGCCCGCCGUUCGCCGCCGCCGCCGCCGGCUCGCGCGCGGCAGCCACCUGCUCCCGGGCCGCCACCUCACCCGCGGCCACCGCCGCCCAAGCGACGACGGCUCCAUGACUAUGAUGACCCCUCCCCCUCUCGAGCAGCAGCAGGAAGACGAAGAGAUGCUCGUGCCGCACCAGGAGCUCCCCGCCGCCGACGCCGCGCAGCCAAUGGAAGUGGUGGCGCAGACCGAACCUGUGUCUAUGGCGGAGAACCAGCCACCGGAGGACCCACAGACGUCCCGGUUCACCUGGACGAUCGACAACUUCACCAGACUCAGCGGAAAGAAGCACUACUCGGAUGUGUUUGUCGUUGGUGGAUUUAAAUGGCGUGUGCUGAUCUUCCCCAAGGGAAAUAAUGUGGAGCAUCUCUCGAUGUACUUGGAUGUUGCGGACUCGGGGAACCUCCCGUAUGGUUGGAGCCGGUAUGCUCAGUUCAGCUUGGCCAUUGUAAACCAGGUCCACCAGAAGUAUACGACACGUAAAGAUACUCAACAUCAAUUUAAUGCACGCGAGAGUGAUUGGGGUUUCACAUCUUUUAUGCCUUUGAGUGAGCUUUAUGACCCAAGUAGGGGCUAUCUUCUGAAUGACACCGUUGUUAUCGAAGCUGAGGUUGCCGUUCGCAAAAUGGUUGACUAUUGGACUUAUGACUCAAAAAAGGAGACAGGUUAUGUUGGUCUCAAGAAUCAGGGAGCUACCUGUUAUAUGAAUUCUCUUCUGCAGACAUUGUACCAUAUACCAUACUUCAGGAAGGCGGUAUAUCACAUGCCAACUACUGAGAAUGACAUGCCAUCUGGAAGCAUUCCUUUAGCUCUGCAGAGCCUUUUUUACAAGCUCCAGUAUAGUGACAACAGUGUAGCUACCAAAGAGUUGACCAAAUCUUUUGGAUGGGACACUUAUGAUUCUUUCAUGCAGCAUGAUGUGCAAGAGCUCAAUAGAGUUCUUUGCGAAAAACUUGAAGACAAGAUGAAGGGGACUGUUGUGGAAGGAACCAUUGAACAACUAUUUGAGGGUCACCACAUUAAUUACAUUGAGUGCAUUAAUGUUGACUAUAAAUCUAACAGAAAAGAGUCCUUUUACGAUUUACAACUUGAUGUCAAAGGCUGUCGUGAUGUUUAUGCAUCAUUUGAUAAAUAUGUUGAGGUGGAGAGUCUAGAUGGUGAUAACAAAUAUCAGGCGGAGCAACAUGGCUUACAGGAUGCAAAAAAGGGUGUUCUCUUCCUUGAUUUUCCUCCUGUCUUGCAACUUCAACUGAAGCGUUUUGAAUAUGAUUAUAUGCGAGAUACAAUGGUUAAGAUUAAUGACCGUUAUGAGUUCCCGCUACAACUUGACCUUGAUAGGGAUGAUGGGAAGUAUCUUACUCCAGAUGCAGAUAGAAGUAUUAGAAACCUUUACACUCUGCACAGUGUUCUUGUUCAUAGUGGAGGAGUACAUGGUGGUCACUACUAUGCUUUCAUACGACCAACACUCUCGGAUCAGUGGUAUAAAUUUGAUGAUGAGAGAGUAACGAAAGAAGACACUAAAAAAGCGCUUGAAGAGCAGUACGGCGGCGAGGAAGAGUUGCCUCAAGUAAACCCUGGUUUCAAUAACACCCCAUUUAAGUUCACUAAGUAUUCAAAUGCCUACAUGCUUGUAUAUAUUCGUGAGAGCGACAAGGAGAAAAUAAUGUGUAACGUUGAUGAGAAGGACAUUGCUGAGCAUUUGAGGAUAAGGUUGAAGAAAGAACAAGAAGAGAAAGAACAUAAGAAGAAGGAAAAAGCUGAAGCUCACCUCUACACUAUCAUAAAGGUUGCUCGAGAUGAAGAUUUGAAGGAGCAAAUUGGGAAAAAUAUAUAUUUUGAUCUGGUGGACCAUGAAAAAGUCCGUAGCUUCCGUAUACAGAAACAAUUGCCAUUCACUUCAUUCAAGGAGGAAGUUGCAAAGGAAUAUGGAAUUCCUGUACAGUCUCAACGCUUCUGGUUGUGGGCAAAGAGGCAAAACCAUACAUACCGGCCCAAUCGUCCGCUGGCACCUCAUGAAGAAACACAAUCAGUGGGGCAACUUAGGGAGGUCUCAAACAAGGCACACAACGCUGAGUUGAAGCUAUUUCUAGAAGUAGAGCUAGGGCUGGAUUUGCGUCCAAUUCGUCCUCCCGAGAAGAGCAAGGAAGAUAUUCUACUUUUCUUCAAGCUUUACAACCCUGAAAAGGAAGAGCUUCGUUUUGUUGGUAGGCUUUUUGUGAAGGCAUUAGGAAAGCCAUCUGAUAUCCUGACAAAAUUAAAUGAAAUGGCUGGAUUUUCCCCAAACGAAGAAAUUGAGCUAUAUGAGGAAAUUAAGUUUGAGCCACAUGUGAUGUGUGAACAUAUUGACAAGAAACUUACUUUCCGUUCUAGUCAGCUUGAAGAUGGGGACAUAAUAUGUUUCCAAAAGCCAUCUGUACCAGAUGCUGAUACUCAAUUGCGAUAUGCAGAAGUUCCUUCUUUCCUGGAGUAUGUUCAUAAUAGGCAGGUUGUGCACUUUCGGUGUCUGGAGAAGCCGAAGGAAGAUGAUUUUUGUUUAGAAUUGUCAAAGCUUCAUACUUAUGAUGAUGUUGUUGAGAGAGUUGCAAGUCAACUCAGCUUGGAUGAUCCAUCGAAAAUUCGGCUUACAUCUCACAAUUGCUAUUCUCAGCAACCUAAACCGCAACCCAUCAGAUAUCGUGGAGUAGAGCAUCUAUUGGAUAUGCUUGUCCAUUAUAAUCAGACUUCUGACAUAUUGUAUUAUGAGGUUCUGGACAUUCCACUGCCAGAAUUGCAGUGUUUGAAAACACUUAAAGUUGCAUUUCACCAUGCAACGAAAGAAGAGGUUGUAAUUCAUAGCAUAAGGCUUCCAAAAAACAGCACCAUCAGCGAUGUGAUAACUGACUUGAAAACAAAGGUUGAACUAUCGAAUACUGAUGCUGAGCUCCGAUUGCUUGAAGUUUUCUACCACAAGAUUUAUAAGAUAUUUCCACUUCAGGAGAAGAUAGAGAACAUAAAUGAUCAGUAUUGGACACUACGUGCUGAGGAGAUUCCUGAGGAGGAGAAGAAUCUCGCUCCACAUGAUCGGUUAAUUCAUGUCUAUCAUUUCAUGAAAGAUCCUAAUCAGAACCAGCAGAUUCAGAAUUUCGGAGAUCCCUUUUUACUGGUUAUUCGUGAAGGCGAGACUGCAUCAGAGGUAAUGGAGCGUGUGCGAAGAAAACUCCGAGUUCUGGAUGAGGAAUUCUCAAAGUGGAAGCUUGCGUUCAUAUCCAUGAAUCGUCCGGAAUACAUCCAGGAUACUGAUGUUGUAUCUGCACGGUUUCAGAGGAGAGAUGUUUACGGAGCUUGGGAACAAUACCUUGGCUUGGAGCACACUGAUACAACACCAAAAAGGUCUUACACAGCCAAUCAGAACCGACACACAUACGAGAAGCCUGUGAAGAUUUAUAAUUGAGAAACCUUCCACCUGGGGUGCAAGCCCUUGACAAAGACCUCAUCGGAGAUAGCAUCUCAAAGAGGUUCUCAAAGUGACCUCCUGGAAGAAAAUUGGCGGUUGGAAAAUAUGGCCAUUUAUGUGCUGUGGCUAAUAUUACUUGCUCCUGGUUAACGCCGUCGCUGUGAUUGACAGCAGGAUAAUUUUCAAGGCUUUCCCUCUUGCUUGCUCCCACGCAAAGAAGCAAGCGUAAUGAUUAAUUAGUUGUGCCGAGUGUGAUGGCCCCCGCUAGGAUAGAUGUUGCUUUAUUUGUGUAGAGUAAAGCUGGUACAUAAAAAGAAGAUUUUGGUAGGGGCAUGUAUACAUGGUUAUAGCCAAGACUGGUUGCUUUAUGUGCCACUGACGUUUAUCGUGGCAUCGGAAGAAUGGGGUAGAUUGUACAACAGGUUUGGUGCUGGUUUCAGUUUUUGGUCUCUGUUGAGAAAUAUUAGAUAAUAACUGCCGCAGAUAGUACAGCUUCAUCAGUUCCAGCACAGCCUAUGUUGUUGGCAUCAUUUUGAUUCAACUUAGCAGCUUCUGAUGCUGCUGCUACAUUCUAUUUUUCUCUCCCCUUGUAGAAUGGAAAAGAAGUCUUCUGAUCCAAUAACUGUACUCAACUAAUGAGCAAGUUGCUUAGUUGCGACUUAAAAUAUAACCGCUCAUCAUAAGGCCAUACUAAUAAAGCUACAUGUACUCCGUAUGUUUUUUUU